GAGCCGCGAGCCCCGGGCGGCUACCUCACGCGGCGGCUCCGCGCACGACGGCGCGCGGGGGACGUCAGGGGCGGUGCCGCAGCAGUUGCCCCUGGUAACCAGGAGGCCGCUGGAGGAGGCGGAGGCUGAAGAGGAGGAGGAGGGACUCGGCGGGAGGAUGGGCUUACUCUCCAUUUUGCGCAAAUUGAAGAGUGCGCCGGACCAGGAGGUGAGAAUCCUUCUCCUUGGCUUGGAUAAUGCUGGCAAAACCACUCUGCUGAAGCAGCUUGCCUCAGAAGACAUCAGCCACAUCACGCCUACGCAGGGUUUUAACAUCAAAAGUGUACAAUCACAGGGUUUUAAGCUGAAUGUAUGGGACAUUGGUGGACAAAGGAAAAUCAGGCCAUACUGGAGGAAUUAUUUUGAAAAUACUGAUAUUCUUAUCUAUGUGAUUGAUAGUGCAGACAGAAAAAGAUUUGAAGAGACGGGCCAGGAGCUAGCCGAGUUGCUGGAGGAGGAGAAGCUCAGCUGUGUGCCAGUGCUCAUCUUUGCUAACAAGCAGGACCUGCUUACAGCGGCCCCCGCCUCUGAAAUUGCAGAGGGGCUGAAUCUGCACACCAUCCGCGACCGUGUCUGGCAGAUCCAGUCCUGCUCAGCACUCACCGGCGAGGGUGUUCAGGAUGGCAUGAACUGGGUCUGCAAAAAUGUGAAUGCAAAGAAGAAAUAAAAUCUAGACAAAUGGAGAUGCAGGAGCUGCGGGAGCCGAGUCCAGUGCUGGAAACACUGCUUUGCUGCUUUCUGCCCAAGUGCUUUUCCGUCUGUGUACAGCGACAGCUGUUUGAAGAGAGGGAGCAACACAGCUUAAAGAGAAUCCCCAUUCCAGCAGUAGAUUUAACUGAUCUCUGAGGUUCAGUAUCAUUUUUCAAAUAAAGGAAUUAUAUUAUUUCCUCUGCAUAAUUGAAAUAGUAUUAAAUGUCUCAAAGCA
Molecule: messenger RNA, 964 nt
Organism: Octodon degus (degu)
Lineage: Eukaryota; Metazoa; Chordata; Mammalia; Rodentia; Octodontidae
Gene: Arl3
Product: ADP ribosylation factor like GTPase 3
Exons: 6
Coding region: 158-706 (182 amino acids)
Biological process (GO): cilium assembly
Cellular component (GO): cytoplasm; microtubule cytoskeleton
Molecular function (GO): GTP binding; GTPase activity
Source: RefSeq, a predicted model, not a curated record